AGUUCUCUCUUUCUCUCUCUUUCUCUCUCUCUACCAAAACAAAGCCCUGAAACCAUGGAAGCUGUUGCUAAACUCCACCACCGUCACCAACCACUCCACCUCUCACUCCAUCACGACAGUCCAUCAUUCUCAAAACCCAUUUAUUCACUCUCCUUCCCAACCCCUCCACCCCCAUCAUCACCGUCCCUCAAAUCAUCAUCAGCACCACAAACCCCAAAACCCCAAUUCACCAAAACCCUAAACCCCUUCCCAUUCUCUUUCCUCAAAACCACUCUCAUCUCCGCCGUCGCCGCCGCCGCCGUCUUCUCCAAUCGCUUCAACCUCAAACCCGUCAUCGCCGCUACGCCGCCGCCAGCCGCCGCAGCGGAGGAAGCUGAGAAAUCCCUCGAAGACGUUCAAGCCCUUCGGGACUUAAUGGAAGCGAAGGUCAACAACGGGAAGGUCGACGAAGCGAUUUCAAUUGCUGAACAGUUGAUGAGACUCGAACCAAACGAUAUGGAGUGGCCAUUGUUGAAAGCUCACAUGCAUUGCUACAAUGGAGAGCUUGAAAUGGCGAAAUUAGGGUUUAAUGAGAUACUUGACAAGGACUCUUUGCUGGUGGAGGCUUAUCAUGGGUUGGUAAUGGCUGUACCGGAGGGCGAUUUGGGUUUAGAAUUGAAGGAGAUUGAGAAGAGGGUUGGGGAGGCAAUGGAGAUUUGCAAGAGAGAGAAAAAGGAAGAGGUUUUGAGGGAUUUUAAGCUUUUGAUCGCUCAAAUUAGGGUUAUUGAAGAGAAUUAUAGUGAUGCAUUGAAGGUUUAUCAGGAGCUUGUGAAUGAAGAGCCUAGGGAUUUUAGACCCUAUUUGUGUCAAGGGAUUAUAUAUACUCUGUUGAGGAAGAAAGAUGAAGCAGCGAAGCAGUUUCAGAAGUAUAGAAUGCUUGUUCCUGAGGGGCAUCCAUAUGCACAAUAUUUCAAUGAUAAUAUGGUUGCAAAUAAGGAUUUUGGGCAGAUGUUGGGAAAUGAGAGAGUGGGUUCGAAGAGUUGAGCGAAACCGGUCAUCUGUUUUUUUGUUGUUGUGAGACCAUGAAUCGCGGGUUGGGGCGUAGUGAUGGAGGCUUUACCGGCACAGGAAGGUUCCUUUUUUGUAACUCUGAUCUGGUCUAUUUUUUUUAUCAUGUUUUGGAUAACAUUUUGUUUGUAGAAUUGUAAUUAGGCUGGUUAUAUAUUGCCAAGAACAUAGCAGUUCAAUGAAAGUUUUGUGGUUGGUUAAAUGGAUU
Molecule: messenger RNA, 1255 nt
Organism: Camellia sinensis
Lineage: Eukaryota; Viridiplantae; Streptophyta; Magnoliopsida; Ericales; Theaceae
Product: protein SLOW GREEN 1, chloroplastic
Molecular function (GO): protein binding
Source: RefSeq, a predicted model, not a curated record